Molecule: messenger RNA, 1479 nt
Organism: Artibeus jamaicensis (Jamaican fruit-eating bat)
Lineage: Eukaryota; Metazoa; Chordata; Mammalia; Chiroptera; Phyllostomidae
Gene: PEBP1
Product: phosphatidylethanolamine binding protein 1
Exons: 4
Coding region: 128-691 (187 amino acids)
Biological process (GO): negative regulation of MAPK cascade
Source: RefSeq, a predicted model, not a curated record
UGCGUUCCCCCUGCACUGGGGCUCGCGCCACCUUUGGCCAGUUUGUGGACCGCUCUGAGUCUGUACUGUUGAUCUGCGCCUGGUCUGCAGUAUUUCCCCAAUAGUGCUCCCUUCUGCUCGCCCCGCGAUGCCGGUGGACAUCAGCCAGUGGUCCGGGUCCUUGUGCCUGCAGGAAGUGGAAGAACGGCCGCAGCACCCGCUGCAGGUCAAAUACACCGGGGUGGAGGUUGACGAGCUGGGCAAAGUGCUGACGCCCACCCAGGUUAAGAACCGGCCCACCAGUAUUACAUGGGAUGGCCUCGAUGCAAGUAAACUCUAUACCUUGGUCUUGACAGACCCGGAUGCUCCGAGCCGAAAGGACCCCAAAUAUAGGGAAUGGCACCAUUUCCUGGUGGUCAACAUGAAGGGCAACGACAUCGGCAGUGGUACAGUUCUCUCCGAUUAUGUGGGCUCUGGGCCUCCUAAGGGCACAGGCCUCCACCGCUACGUCUGGCUGGUUUACGAGCAGGACAGGCCUCUGAAGUGUGACGAACCCAUUCUCAGCAACCGAUCUGGAGACCACCGUGGCAAAUUCAAGGUGGCAUCUUUCCGCAAAAAGUACCAGCUCGGGUCCCCAGUGGCUGGCACGUGCUACCAGGCAGAAUGGGACGACUAUGUGCCCAAGCUCUAUGAGCAGCUGUCUGGGAAGUAGGGGGAAGCCAGGAGACAGGUAUCACCCCGGGGGCCCCAGCAGUGUUCUCAAGGUCAGUGAUGCAUGUAGAUUUCUCCUCUUCCCUGUUGCCAUUCUCACAGGCGAGACCUGAGCAGAUAGUGGUGUAGGGUGAUGUUUCCUUCUGCCUAUCCUUUGUAAUUGUACAGGGUCACACAACCUGGUUUAUGUUUUGAUCAAAUUUGGACUCCAUUUUGGGGCUAUUUUGGUACUGAGAUGUGGUCAUCAGAUUGUUCAUAGAAGAGCAACCCAGAAUUUAAAGAAGAAAAAGUUUCGGUAAGAAGAACAGGUCUACAGUAAUAGUGCAGAGCAUCAAACAAUCUUCAGGGGAGAUUUUUUUUAAAAAAGAUUCCUUGUCUCCGCCUUUGUGAGCCCGAAUCCAAAACUGUGCCUGGUGGCAUAUUCUGAGAUGUUUUCACAGCCCCGUCUCUCUCCAGGCAGCCAGAGGCUGGCAUGUCCACUAACCCCCGCCCGGUGUGUGCACACCUUGGGUUGGUUAUUAGGUGUCAGUAUUCUGCUCCAGCUCAUUUAAGGAGCAGCACUGGAAAGAGCAACAGGGAGCAGGGAGUGUCGCUCUCCUGCUGGGGCACAGCUGUCUAGAUGAGCGGCAGGGCUGCGUGAGAGGUUAUCACAAUCCAUGAGUCUCCGUCUGUUAAAUCGACCACUCUGCGUUGGUGUAACAAAAGCCAGUCUGGAGUUCCUGAAUGUUGUGUUAAUUCUGUCAUUUGCUUAUAGUUGAAUAAAAAUAAAAACACUUGUGGACAAACCGA